This is a messenger RNA of Hyla sarda, 528 nucleotides long. Its product is annotated as gamma-crystallin 1-like. NCBI's taxonomy places the organism in Eukaryota, Metazoa, Chordata, Amphibia, Anura, Hylidae. The record is from RefSeq and is a predicted model, not a curated record. Bases 1 to 528 code for a protein of 175 amino acids. Gene Ontology annotation, molecular function: structural constituent of eye lens. Gene Ontology annotation, biological process: visual perception; lens development in camera-type eye. The transcript has 3 exons.
AUGGGAAAGAUCAUCUUCUAUGAGGACAAGAACUUCCAGGGCCGCUCUUAUGAGUGCAGCUCUGACUGUUCUGAUCUCCACUCUUACUUCAACCGCUGCAAUUCCAUCCGAGUAGAGAAUGGAAACUGGAUGCUGUAUGAGCACCCCAACUACACUGGACACCAGUACUUCCUGAGGAGGGGGGAAUAUCCUGACUUCCAGCAGUGGCUGGGCUUCAAUGACUCCAUCAGGUCUUGCCGUAUCAUUCCUCUGCAACGUGGUCCCUACAGAAUAAGGAUCUAUCAAAAAGAAGGCUUUAAAGGAGAAAGCAUGGAGUUUGUAGAUGACUGUUCCUCAGUCUAUGAGAGUUUCAACUAUCAUGACAUCUACUCUUGCAAUGUCUUUGAUGGCAACUGGAUCUUUUAUGAGCAGCCAAACUUCAGGGGGCAACAGUAUCACCUGGGACCUGGAGAGUACAGAAGAUGCAUUGACUGGGGAGCAUCUAACCCCAGAGUUGGUUCCUUCAGGCAUGUUAGGGAAAGUUAUUAA